Molecule: messenger RNA, 3831 nt
Organism: Larimichthys crocea (large yellow croaker)
Lineage: Eukaryota; Metazoa; Chordata; Actinopteri; Sciaenidae
Gene: birc2
Product: baculoviral IAP repeat containing 2
Exons: 14
Coding region: 1152-3068 (638 amino acids)
Biological process (GO): negative regulation of necroptotic process; positive regulation of protein ubiquitination; negative regulation of apoptotic process
Cellular component (GO): cytoplasm; nucleus
Molecular function (GO): cysteine-type endopeptidase inhibitor activity involved in apoptotic process; ubiquitin protein ligase activity
Source: RefSeq, a predicted model, not a curated record
AGGUCAUUUCCUAGGAGGAAGGAGAGAGGUCAGUAAAAUGUUGAACCCGCCCCAUGGAAGUCAGGGGAAAUACCAAAACCAAAUGAAAGCAUUAAGAUGUAAGAGACUCACUGUGCCUUCAUCAUCUGACUGACAGAGCCUCUGUGUGAGUUGUGCCUGAGGUGACCGGAGGGACUUACCUGAGCGGGGUCUGACAAAUGUAAACACUUUACCGCUGCUUUCCUUUCACCGGAAGCAGCGGGGGCGGCGGCGGCGGCUUGUAGUCUGUGACUGUGACGAGAAGCUUCCAGGAGGCUGUCCGGGACUUUCCGUACCGAGAGACUGAGCGACCGAGGGUCCUGCUGCUGUCAUCAAACUGAAGAGGGGCGUGCAUUAUCUCCAGCAAAGGAGGAUUAAAAUUUUCUUAUUGGGUUUUUAAUAUUCAAAUAUGGAAACUUAGACGCCUACAAAAGGGAUGUCCGAGAUGGGGGGAGGGGUUUGAGAACAUAUAUCCCUUGGUCUGCGUGUGUGCGUGCGUGUGUGUGUGUGUGUGUGUGCCUCAUACAUUUAUUUAAUUUAUCAUGUUUGAAUGGUUAGAUAUUAAGUUAUUAGACAUGUGUGUGCUGAACGUACAAGAUGAUAAAGUGUAUACCGAUCCUGGGUGAUCUGACCACAGUGUAAUCUUCUGAUUUAUUGAUUUGAGGAUGCGUUUUAAUUACACCUUUUUAAAAUAGUUCAUCCUUUUUUUUUUUACUACACGGGAUGUGUUUUGUGAAACACACACACACCUGGAGUGUACCUGAUGUGUCAGCAGUUAAAUAUGCAGCGGUAGCACUCUACACUAGAUGCAGGUAAAGUGGAUCCAGGUGUAAAGUGCAGGUUGUGUGCAGUGAGUAAGACGUUCACUAAAUGACAGAUUGGUCACCUCGUGCCGUAUGUAUCAGUACUGUGAUGAUGGACGGGUAGUUUUGUUUCUUUCACAAUUUCUUUUUCACAAUUUCUGUCUUGUGAUCUGAGUCCACCCUCACCCCCCCUUCCAUGAUUUGUUUCAGUGUGAGUGAGUGAGUGUGUCUGUGUGAGAGAGAGUGAGACCUUGGGUUUUCUCAAACCCCUCUCCCUUUGAAGGACAUCUCUUUUGCCUUCAUAUCGCUCUACUUCAAUCAAAAGAAAACAUGGAAACUCUUGUUCACCUCAAAAACAACCAAUUUUUGAUGGGUCUGUGUCGCAACGGGCCUCCACCUGACCUACAAUAUGACAACACCUCAGAGCUCUUCCGCAUCUCUACCUUCGCUCGAUUCCCAAUGUCUGGAGUCACGGAGCGAAGCCUGGCGAGGGCAGGUUGGUUCUAUACUGGCGUUGGCGACCGUGUGCAGUGCUUCAGGUGUAAUGUGAUAGCAGAGGGCUGGCAGGCCGGAGACUGUCCAACAGAGAAACACAGACAGCUCUCUCCUUCCUGCUCCUUUAUCCAGAGCCUCCCGUCUACAGCCAACCUGCUCUCCUCCUCACACUCUGCCUUCUCCCCACUCCGCAUCGCCCCAGCCAUACCACUUUCUGGUCCAGGUCCAGCCGCUCCUAACCAGACAGCAAGCCAAGGUGAAGACCCAGUCUACCUAAACAUGGGCUUCUCUGCUCCACCACCUUCUAGCCCACUUAGCUCUCGUGGUGUGGAGGACAUGUCCCACCAGAGACCAACAUGCCACAACCCGAGCAUGCGCAGAGAGCAGGACCGCCUGGACUCCUUCCAGCCCUGGACGCUCUCCAUCAUAACUCCCGCUGAGCUCGCCAAGGCGGGCUUCUACUACCUGGGCCAGGGUGACCGAGUGGCCUGCUUCAGCUGCGGAGGACAGUUGAGUAACUGGGAGCCAGGCGACAGAGCCGUGUCCGAACACCAAAGACAUUAUCCAAACUGCCGCUUUGUGCGCGGGGACAGAGCUGACAACGUGUCGCUGGCUGGAGCUGCAUCUGGAGGAGUGCCAUCCCAACUGUCUGCGGGAGCCCCCGCCCUCAGUAACGUGUCUAACCCUGCCAUGCAGCAGAGCGAAGAGAGGCUACUCACCUUCGUCAACUGGCCAUCUCGUAUCCCUGUCCGGCCCGAUCAGCUGGCUAAAGCUGGCUUCUACUAUGUUGGUCGUAAUGAUGAUGUCAAGUGUUUCUGCUGCGAUGGCGGCCUGCGGUGCUGGGAGUCUGGAGAUGAUCCCUGGGUGGAACACGCUAAAUGGUUUCCUAGGUGUGAAUAUUUGCUCCAGGAGAAGGGACAAGAGUUCGUUCACCAGAUCCAGGCUCGCUUCCCUCGGCUGUUUGAGCAGCUUUUAACAAAUGGAGACAGCAGCUCCAGAGAGUUUGUGGAUCCACCUGUGGUUCAUCUCGCUCCAGGAGAGGAGCGGUCCGAAGACGCAGUCAUGAUGAACACCCCUGUGAUAAAGUCUGCAUUAGAGAUGGGCUUUGAGCGAAGUCUAGUCAAGCAAACGGUCCAGAGCAAGAUCCUGACCAGCGGAGAGAACUACAGAACAGUCCAGGAGCUGGUCUCGGACCUGCUGAGCGCCGAGGACCAGAAGAGGGAAGAGGAGCGAGAGAUGCUGGCAGAGGCGAUGGCAUCAGAUGGUUUCACCUUUGUGAAGAGACACCAAGCAGCGUUGAUCCAGCGUCUGAAGAGUGUAGAGCCAGUGUUGGAGCAUUUAAGAGAGCAAAAUGUCUUAUCUACUGAGGAGUACAGCGGUCUCAAAGCUCAGACGUCGGCCCAGCAGCAAACUGCCAGGCUGAUAGAGCUCGUCCUCACCAAGGGAAAUGCUGCUGCCGAGGUCUUCCGCAACUGGAUCCAGAAAAACGACGUCCACCUGCUCAGAGAUCUCAUGGCUCAGUCAAAUGAAGCUGCGUCACCAAGCCAAGAUCUUUCAGACCUCCCCAUGGAGGAGCAGCUGCGGCGCCUGCAGGAGGAGCGCACAUGCAAGGUGUGCAUGGACAAAGAAGUCAACAUCGUCUUCAUCCCGUGUGGACACCUGGUGGUGUGCAAAGAGUGUGCGCCAUCGCUGCGAAAGUGCCCAAUAUGUAGAGGCCUGGUUAAAGGCACAGUCCGAACCUUCCUCUCAUAAACAAGAUGUCACAAUGACGUGACUGAAUGUAAGCAAUAUGAUAGAAAUCUAUAUUUAUUGGAAAGAGCAGGAAGGUUGUUGUGAAUAUUUUUCCCCUUUCUUUACUUAGAUGUCACUAAGUUUCUUCAUUUAUCUAAUCAACCAGAUGAUACCCAGAGGCACAUAACCUGAUCUGAUGUAAACAUACAGUGUGGCUUUCAGGCUACUUUUCAUGUUAACAAUAUAAAUGACAAUAUAGAAAAUGAUCAAUAUUCUAACUGUGAUUCACUUAACAGAAAUCUCAAAACGUAACAAAACAAACUUUCUUAAAUAACGAUAUUACAGUAACACUUUCUUUUCAAAUCUUUAACAGCAGCCUCCCCUCUUUUUUGUCAGGGGUAUUAAGACUGUGGAAUAAUAAAUCAUUAUAAAAGAUGUUGAUUCUGUCUGAAUAAAACCAAGUUACAUCACCUGAUGCAAAUCAGGAACUUCAUUUACUGCAGAGCUGUCAUUUGGUUGUCACUUCUUGCAUAAGGUGAUUAAUUUAAAUUGAACUGUCUUUCAAAUUCUAAACACUUUGCAAAGUUCUGUUCACCUAGAAAUGUAACUCUGAUUUGACUUGUGAAUUAGUUUAUAGAAAACUACAUUUACACUAACUAAAUCACAUCAUUGUAUAACAUUCUGUAACCACUUAUCCUCACGAGGGUCACGGUGGGGUUAAGCGGUUACAGAUCAUGGAUGGAGAAUAUUGUUUGGAAAAUUAAAACCUUCCCUUAAACAUGAA